This is a messenger RNA of Dracunculus medinensis (Guinea worm), 1626 nucleotides long. NCBI's taxonomy places the organism in Eukaryota, Metazoa, Nematoda, Chromadorea, Rhabditida, Dracunculidae. The record is from the annotation of a GenBank genome assembly.
AUGUGGCUUUUUCAAUUUUUUUUACUUUUACUAUUACCUUUUUUUGAAGGUAAAGGUUAUUUGAAAAUUAUUUGGUUAAAUUCAAAUUCUCGCAUAUUUUUAGUAUUUCACCUUUCAAAGAAAAUAUCAGAUAUAUUUCCUGAUUCAUCGCUACUAAUUGUUGUUGGCUUAAUACUCGGAGUACUCUUAAAAUUAUCGCAUGUGAACGAGCAAGCAUUUUCAUUACAAGCCAAUGUAUUCUUUCUUUAUCUGUUACCACCUAUUAUAUUUGAAGCAGGUUUAUUUUUAUUGUCCUGCUUUUCUGUUUUUUGUCUUAAAUUCUCCUCAUUGAGACGAUUGACCAUCAAUGCUGUCGACCCAGUUGCGGUGAUUGCUGUUUUUGAAGAAAUUCAUGUUAAUGAAAUGCUAUUUAUAACUGUUUUCGGUGAAGCGCUGUUUAACGAUGGUAUUACUGUAGUUCUUUACCAAAUGUUCAAAAAAUUUACAUUAAUUGGUCCAGAGAACCUAUUACCAAUUGAUUAUAUUGCUGGUGGUGUUAGUUUCUUUGCAAUCGGUCUUGGUGGUGCAGCGAUCGGACUUGUUUACGCCGUUGUUGUUAGCUUCAUUACAAAACAUACGGAAAAAGUAAAAGUAUUAAAUCCGAUUUUUAUAUUUGUAAUACCUUAUUUGGCCUAUUUAACAGCUGAAUUAUUUGGCCUUUCUUCUAUACUUGCGAUAGUAGCUUGUGGCAUGGCAAUGAAGCAAUAUAUUAAAGGGAAUAUAUCGCAUGAAGCCGCUACAUCAGUAAAAUAUUUUACGAAAAUGCUUGCGCAAGCAUGUGAAACAAUUAUUUUUAUGUUUCUGGGUCUAUCAACAAUAGCGAAUCAUCAACAUUGGGACCCAGCGUUUAUGAUACUUACUGUCGUUUUUUGCCUUGUAUAUCGAGUUAUUGGUGUAAUAGUGCAGUGUUUGAUAUUAAACCGAUUUCGUAAAAGGCAGUUUUUAAAAGUCGAUCAGUUUAUAAUGUGUUAUGGUGGACUACGCGGUGCUAUAGCAUUUGGUUUAGUAGUAUCGUUACCUGAUUCUAUAGAAGCUAGAAGUAUGUUCAUUACUGGUUGCAUCACAGUUAUCUAUGUCACUGUUCUAUUUCAGGGAAUAACAAUUCGUCCAUUGGUUAAUUAUCUAAAAAUAGAACGGGAAGCAGGUGAAGAACCAACGAUGAUACAAAGUGUUUAUAUGAAAUAUUUCGAUUAUACCAUGGCAGGUGUUGAAGAUAUUGCCGGACAAAAAGGCCACAAUUCUGUGAGAGAUGCAUUUGAACGUUUAAAUGCGACAAUUUUACGACCACUUUUAAUGAAACAUGAAAAACGCCGUCGUUUUGAUGCAUCAAAAAUCGUCCGGGCUUACACGAAAAUUACUUUAAAAGAAGCGCUUGAAAUGGCUACAGGUGGAGAACUUCCAUAUUUAUCAUCUGAAGAAAACACAGAAGCGUUGUAUCGAAUGUUUAGUAAUUUAUUAGAUCGUAAACUUCAUGAAAUAAAUCAUAAACCGCGGCCGAAAAUCCAUGAAGAUACAGAUAAUAGUGAUAUUGAAGACGAUUUCUUAACGAAAUUUAAAAAAAGCAAUGAAGUAAGUUUGUUUCUCUAA